AUGAGGCUCGCGUUUGGUGGCCUCGUGGUGGUGGUGAUGGUGGCCGCGCUGGGGGUGGAUGCCACCCACCUGAGAGGUGGCACCAUCUCCUGGAUCCAAGAGGAAAGUGGCAAGGUGCUCUUCAACUACAUGCUGGCCUGGCGCAGGACCUCGGACGAGGGAGCGAAAUGCACGGACGCAGACAUCGACAGCGGAGCGCUCAUCAAGUCCAAGCAGAAGUGGAAGUGCCGGGAGGGUUGUCAGGGCUCGUACGCCCUCACCUUCGUGUGCACGGAGCAAAACGAAAACUCCAACUGGAUGAUCGGCACCUCCAGCUUCGAGUUCGACGUGCCAGCAUCUCGGCCCACCGUCGUAUCCUUCGACGACUGCUGCUGGGUCAAGGCGCUGGUGCAGAGGACGAGCGGCCUCGUGGAGGCGUCCGAGUGGGACUGGUCGCUCAUCACGGUGCUCAACCCGGGCGUGCGCAGCGACACGGGGGCCCCGAACGUCUCCCCCGUCACCGCCUCCAAGCCGCUCAUCAGGCUGAAGGCCGGCUGCACCACCGUGUGGAACAUCCCGGUGUACGAUGCUGACGGCGACACGGUGCGGUGCCGAUACGCCGAGAAGGGAGCACGUGACGAGUGUGGAGGCAUCUGCGGAGUCGCCCCCUACGGAGUCCUCGACGAGGCCGCCUGCGUCAUCACCUUCACGGCGCCCGCGGACGCCGACGGCCUCUGGGCCCUGGCCCUGGUGAUCGAGGACUCCGUCAACUCGUCGCUGACCGUGGGCUCGCUGAGCCUCGCUCCGGGCGACGCUCUGUCUGGCAUCCCGCUGCAGGUCCUGCUUCAGUUCGAGCCGGCGCUGUCCUGCACGAUGCCGAUCUUCGUGGGGGCCACCCCGGCCAGCGGCGCCUCCUUCACCGCCAGCCAGGGGGUGCCCUUCGAGAUGAACAUCGACGUCGAGGUGGCCGCCAACUCCGCCAGCUCAGUGACGAUCACACGGCUGGGCACCUUCGCUCCCGUGGGAGUCGCCAAGGCGCCCGUGGUGGUGGACGCGCUUGACCCCAAACUCUUCCACACAAAAGUGUCGUGGACGCCGGCCAGCAGAGACAUCGGCAACCAGAGGGUUUGCUUCUACGCUUCCGAGAGUACCACCUUCGACAACACCUCCGCCAACGACGUUGCGAUCCAGUGGACCGUCACCUUCAACAAAGAGGUCGCCCUUCCGUCGGCGAGCGGCGCCUUCUUCCGCUUCUUCGAGGCGCGGGGCGACCGCGAGGUCUUCAAGGUGGACGGGACGAGCGCCACGCUGAUCGCGGGCAACACCCAGGCGCAGUUCACGAGCCCGGCGUCGGUCUUCAACGGCGGCGUGGAGCACUACAUCACGGUGGACGAGGGCGCCAUGAGGGGCGUCGUCGGCGGCGUGGCCGCCACCAACACGAACGCGCGCGUCAAGAAGGACUGGCGCUUCCGGCUGAAGAAGGUCUAUUACGCCUGGUGCCACGGCGUGGGCGACCCCCACUACCGCUCCUUCGACGGCAACCACUUCAACUUCAUGGGCACGCGCACCGUCGUCCUCGCCUCCAACUGCGUCUCCAACCUGCCGGUGCCGUGGCGCGUCCUGGUGAAGAACGAGCACCGGCGGCGCGCCGACGUGUCGUGGACGCGCGAGGUGCACACCGAGAUCUACAACCACACCGUCUCCUUCAUCCGCGACAACAAAGUCCGGCUUGACGGCGUGGCCGUGAACGUGCCGUACUACCACCCCGCUGAGCUUUUCCGCAUCACCAAGUCCGGCGAGUACUUCGAGCUCAACACCGGCGCCUUCUUGAAAGUCGAGUACAACGGGAUGAGCCGCGUGCGCGUCCACCUCCUCAACAAGGACGUCUACGCCGCGGCCACGUGCGGCCUCUGCGGCCUCUGGAACAACGACCCCAGCGACGACUUCAUGACCCCCAACGGCACGCUGGCGGCGAGCGCCGCCGAGUUCGGCAACAGCUGGGAGCUGCAGGAGAAGGCCGUCAGCGAGAGCGGGAGCAGCGACACGGGCGUCUCGGCCAACGUCUCCCUGGACUACUUCCUCAACAUCAAGGCGGGCUUCGGCGACAACUGCGGCCUCCUGAAGGACCCGGCGAGCCCCCUGGCCCCGUGCUUCGGCGCCGUGGAUCCGGCGCCGCACUACGCCGACUGCGUCUACGACCUCGUGCUCGCCAAGCUGGACGUUGCCGUCCUGUGCCAGGCGGUGCAGGGCUACGUGAGGGCCUGCAACGAUGAGGGCGUCGCCUUCGCGGCAAACUGGAGGAACGCCACCAAGUGCGAGAUCGACUGCGGAGCGAGCGCGGCCUUCAAGGACUGCGGCAACGCGUGCCCGGCCACGUGCUACGACCCCGGCGCCCCGGCGGACUGCGCCGACGCGUGCGGCGAGACCUGCGAGUGCCUUGACCCGGCCCACGUGUGGGACGGGGACGAGUGCGUCGCCCCGGCGCUGUGCGGCUGCAAGGACGGCGACGGCAAGUACUACAAGUGCCAGAAGAACCCUUGUGACCUGACGCUGAACUACUGCGGCGCCGGGCCCCAGGGGGACUACGGCUGCCAGCCCAGUAUCUUGGAGUGCACCGCGUGGGGCGACCCCCACUACACGACGUUCGACGGACGCAAGUUCAACUUCCAGGGCACGUACACGUACGUGCUCACGCAGCCGUGCUCGGGCGCCGACUGGAGCGUGAAGGUGAAGAACGAGAACCGUCCGGGCAACUGGGAGGUGGCUUACACGCGUGAGGUCAUCGUCGACAUCUACGGGUACCGGGUGACGCUCGCGGCCGGCUCCAAAGUCUUUCUGAACGGCGUGAGCCUGAACCUGCCAUUCUACUACAACAGCAGCGGCCAGGAGUUUUCGGUGACUCGCUCCGGCCACUACAUGCGCGUGUCGGCCGACUUCGGCCUCGAGGCCCUCUACGACGGAAUAUACCGCGCGAGCGUCAAGCUGCCCACCACCUUCGUGGCGUCGCUCUGCGGCCUCUGCGGCAACAUGGACGGCUUCCCCGCCGACGACUUCACGCGCCGGGACGGCUCGCAGACGCCCAGCGCCACCGACUUCGGCAACAGCUGGAAGGUGGAGGAGCCGGGCAUCGUCGACACAGGUUUCGACGACACCGGCAGAGCUGUGGAUCUUGACGCCAAUGCCGUCAAGCAGGCCCAGCAGAACGACUCGUGCGGGAUCCUCAAUGACGUUGCGGGCGUCUUCGGCUCAUGCCUGGCGCUCGUCGACCCCAUGCCCUACAUUGACAACUGCGUCUUCGACAUGGUGCUGCUGAACUUUACCGACGACGUCCUCUGCAAGGCCCUGGAAGCCUACUUCGCGGCCUGCGUCAAGGCUGAGGCUCCCGUUCAAGCGUGGCGGAGUCCAGCCCUCUGCCCCGUCCCGCAGUGCCCCGCCAACAGCCACUACUCGUACUGCGCUCCGCUGUGCCCUGUGUCGUGCGUGGACGGAGCCGUCGAGGGGCAGUGCCAGGGAGACUGCGUUGAGGGCUGUGUCUGUGACAUCGGCUACGUCCUGGAGGACGACGCCUGCGUGCUGGCCGACCAGUGCGGCUGCCUCUACAAGAACAAGUACUACAAGGUGGGGGAGUCGUUCAUCUCGGACGACUGCACUAGCUCGUGCCUGUGCGACGCGGGGGGCAUCGACUGCCAGGCAUUCGCCUGCCCCGAGUUCCACUUCUGCGCCGUGCUGGAGGGGGGCAGGGCCGGCUGCGACGCCAUCGAGGGUCACUGCCACGCGUCUGGUGACCCGCACUACACCACCUUCGACGGCAAGUACUUCGACUUCAUGGGCACGUGCACCUACACGCUGGCGGCGCCGAGCCCCAGCUACGCGGGCUCUCGCCCGGCGGCGUGGCACGUGCUGGUGCAGAACGAGCACCGGUACGGAAACGCGGCCGUGGCGUACACGCGAACCGUGGAGGUGCGGCUCGACCACGACGUCAACGUCAAGCUGCUGUUCGGCGGCGCCGUCCUGGUGAACGACGAGAGCGUGAGCCUCCCCGUGGGCCUGCCCAACGGCACGGUGGUGAGGGCCGGCAAGUUCGCGGUGCUCUCCUUCCCGGCGGCGGGGCUCACCGUCAAGUACGACGGCUACAGCUACGUGGACCUGCGCCUCCAGGCGUACUACGCGCGCAACCUCAGCGGCCUCUGCGGCAACUUCAACGGCGACCCAGGCGACGACUUUACGGGGCCCGACGGGGAGCUGCACGCCACCGCCUACACCUUCGGCAGCUCCUGGCAGUACCCGGUCGCCAGCAACAACUCGGCCUGCGGCAGCGACUACGGUCGCGUCGUGGACCCGGACGAGCCCAGCAAGGCGAAGGCGUCCCUCCUCUGCGCGCCCCUCAAGAGCGCCGCCUCCCCGCUUGCCGCCUGCUUCCAGGCGGUCCCGCCGGCCCCCUACCACGGCAACUGCGUCUACGACCUGGCGCUGACGGCGCUCAGCGACGAGCUGCGCUGCUCCCACCUGCAGGGGUACUUCGACGCGUGCCUCGGCAGCGGAGUCCGGCCCGGAGAGUGGAGGGAGGCCCUCGGUUGCUCGCUGAGCUGCCCGGCAAACAGCGCGUACAAGGGGUGCGCGUCGCCGUGCCCGAGCGCGUGCGGCUUCUCCAACGCCGCGUGCCCAAAGAGGCAGGCAUGCGUCGAGGCGUGCGAGUGCAGCCCGGGCUUCUUCCUGCACGACGGAGCCUGCGUGGACGCGGCCAACUGCGGCUGCACCAUGGACGGCAUCUACCAUCCCGUGGGCGAGGAGUGGUGGUCGUGGGACUGCUCGCACCACUACACCUGCUACUCGCAGUACAACAUCUCGGACGAACUUGGUGGGUGCUUGGGCAACGAAGUCUGCUUCCUCAAGGACGGAAUGCUGGGAUGUCACCCCGCCGAGCUGGAGCUGUCGUGCCAGGAUGAGCGGAUGUCGGCCCGCAUCCCCAAGGUGCUGGUGGGCAGGCACAACGCAAGCGAAUUCGCGCUCAACGACGGCUCGCUCCCGGGCUGCUCGCCGCUCGACGAUGGCCAGUUCAUCGUCUUCGACAUCGGCAUCGUGGACUGCGGCGCCGUGUGCCAGGAGACGGAUUCGCAGAUGAUCUUCUCUCAGACGCUCACCCUCAAGUCGGCCAACAGGAGCCUGCCCAUCAUCCGCAACUUCAAUGACGUCCAGGUCCCACUCACGUGUAAGUACGACAAGCGCCGCAGCCUGGCGGUGAACUUCGUGCCGGACACGGGCAGCAUCUUCGUGACGGAGACGGGCUUCGGCGACUUCGUCUUCAACAUCGAGCUGUACCACUCGGAGCGCUUCGCGCUGCCGUACAAGAAGAGCGACUACCCCGUGCACGUCCAGGAGAACCAGAACGUCUUCGUCCAGCUCGCCGUCAAGUCCAACCUGAGCGUCACGCUCUUCACCGAGAACUGCUUCGCGACCCCCAGCGGGGACCCCCAGGACCCCAUCCGAUACGACCUCGUCAAGAACGGCUGUGUGCUGGACUCGACGUGGAAGAGCUACAGCAGCUUCCUCAAGAAGAACCAGUUCAGCUUCACCGCCUUCGCCUUCGUCGGGGAGUUCAAGCAGGUCUUCCUGCACUGCGACGUGCUGGUGUGCAAGGCGGGCCAGGCGGGCACGCGCUGCCAGCAGGGCUGCGUGAACAGCGCCCGGCGCAGGAGGAGCGCCGUCGCCAUGGGGGAGAUCGUCGAGUCGGCGGUGCACACCGUGUCCCGCGGGCCGCUCGUCUUCGGUCAGCGCGCACGCUCGGCCGUGGCUGUGUCGCAGUUCGUGACUCCGAUCGCCGUCAUCGCCGCCGCCUUCAUUGUGGCGGUCGCCCUCGUCUACCGCAAAAAGCGAUCCUUGCGCAGAGGAUACCGGCCCCUGUCUCCCUACUACUCCAGAUAGACCACCGUGACUUCUCAAUACCACUACCAUCAACACCACCAUCAACAUCAUCAACAACAGCAUCGUUACACAGAGGAUCCCGGCCCCUGUCUCACUUCUCCAGAUCAACCACCAUCAUUUCUCAACACCACUACCAUAAAUACCACCAUCACCAUCAUCAACACCACCACCAUCAACAUCACGAUCACUGACUCAGAGCUUGAUGCCAAUGUUGACGUCUCCUGGCCACCACGACGAGAGGGCUUCAGCAGAGAGAGAGAGAGAGAGUUCGUGUAAACCGCCGUGGGUUUACUGCUAGAAGGUCCGUAGUUUGGGUUGCAUGGCCACAGUCACGCUGCUCUGGCUUGUCUUUAAUGUAUCUGUCUCUGCGUAUGUCUACAAGUCUCUGAGGGUAUCUGUGGGUUUGCUGUAUGGGUCUAUAGGUAUUGGUUUGCACGGCCACAGUUGCACGACUGUGGUUCAAUCGUUAACCUUCCACUUACUGAAAGGUGGCGUUGAGUUAUGAUGCACGAUGCAAAAGUGGUGGUGGUGGUGGUGAUUAAUUAGCACUGUCGGGGGCACAGCUGGUGCAUCUGUCAGUCAUCUUGGUCAGCCACAUGACCUCCUCCUGCCAGCAGCGAGAGCAUUCGACACUUCACGUGGCCCCAAAGUGCACCUGGCCUGGCACAGGCGCAGUGGUGAUGUCACCGUCACUUAGUGGCGAAUGGCGGGUAUUGGUAUUGAUUACGUUGGUAGAUUCAAUAUUUUUCAUACAUUACGGUGCUGGUGUUAACAGUUACGACGAUGAUGAUGAUGAUGGUGGUGCCGAUGAUGAUUAUGAUGUCGACAAGGUGGUCACUGCUAUUGACGGUCAACUCUGCAGCUGCCCCUGGAGGGCGGUCGCAGUGGCGGUGGGGUUCACGGUGGCGGUCACGGUGGCGGUCACGGUGGUGGUCACGUUGGCGCUCCCAUGGGGUGCGGGUGACGGUGAUUGUAACAGAGGCUUUGGUUUCGACAUUAAAAGGCAGAUCG
This is a messenger RNA of Petromyzon marinus (sea lamprey), 6912 nucleotides long. Lineage: Eukaryota; Metazoa; Chordata; Hyperoartia; Petromyzontiformes; Petromyzontidae. The record is from RefSeq and is a predicted model, not a curated record.